CAGACAGAGAAGAAGCGAGUUGUAGUAAUGGGGGCGAUAUCGAGAAGAGCACUUCUUCAAUGGAUGAUUCUCUUGAUGAUAGUUUGCAUUGGACGCGUUUCAGGGAAAAUGCUUCGUGUUGGAGGAUCAUCACAAGGGUGGAAUCCCGACGUCAACUACACUGAAUGGGCUAGUAAACAAUACUUCUACGUCGGCUUAUGGCUCUAUUUUGGAUAUGAUCGGUAUUAUUACAACGUGUUGGAGGUAAACGAGACGAGCUACGAAACAUGCAAUGACAGGGACCCAAUCACAAACGUGACACGUGGAGCGGGAAGGGACGUAUUUAAUCUGACGGAAGCCAAAACCUAUUACUUCCUCAGCAGCGGAGGAUACUGCUGGCAUGGCAUGAAACUGGCUGUCCCCGUUCACCAAUUCCCCUUACCUCCUCCCGUUGCCGCACCUUCUCCCAGUUCCUCCACCAAAAGCAGCUCCACCUCCUCUAGUCCUUCAAUUAUACUGCCAGCUGCCCUUGUUUUGGCUGUAACCUGGACUAUAAACUCCCUCUUCAGUUUCCGGUAGCGAUUUCUUCUCUAUCCUUUUGGUUGAACAUUUACUUCUUGUAUUGGUACCAGGAAAUUAAAAGACUGUUUUUGCUUGCUGUGUUGUAGUCGGUAUUUCUU
Nelumbo nucifera (sacred lotus) is the source of this 659-nucleotide messenger RNA. Its product is annotated as early nodulin-like protein 20. Gene Ontology annotation, molecular function: electron transfer activity. Gene Ontology annotation, cellular component: plasma membrane. NCBI's taxonomy places the organism in Eukaryota, Viridiplantae, Streptophyta, Magnoliopsida, Proteales, Nelumbonaceae. The record is from RefSeq and is a predicted model, not a curated record.